AUUAUGGGAUGGCACUAUAGAAUGCAGUGGUGAACCAGCAUUUAUAUUCACACUCAUUGUAAAUGUUACAUCAGAAACCAGCAACCCUGAGGGUACAUUUGAGCUAAACUACCACAAUGGCACAGAUUUAAAAGACUACACAGUCAGUGGAACAUAUUCCCAAACAGCUAAAGAAUUCACACUUAUCACUUCAAGCAACACACCCGAUGACUUGGUAUCAGCUAUAGGAAUAUUUGGAGAAGUAUUGAAUAGUGGUAACAACAUGACUGGAAAUUUUGUUACUCUUGCUGUUGGAACAUGUUCCCUUAAUGGACACAGGAG
Messenger RNA from Owenia fusiformis, 321 nucleotides. Lineage: Eukaryota; Metazoa; Annelida; Polychaeta; Sabellida; Oweniidae. The record is from the annotation of a GenBank genome assembly.